GCUAGGGUCGAACACCUUUUUCUCUUUUUCACCUUUCUAAAAGCAGUUUGCUGAGGUUUCUUUCCUCUAUCCAUAUCCAUAAUUCCAUAUAUAGCUAUAGAAGGUUUUCCGUUUUCUCUUAUCCUCCCUCCCUCUCCCUCUCUCUCUUGCGAGCCCAAGAAAGGAAAAGGCUAAUCCUUCUCUGCAGAAGACAAGGAAGCCUUCUUCCUCUUUGUUUUGAGGCGCCACACGCAAGGGAAAAGAGAUAGUUUUUUUGUCUUCGGAUUGUAUCGCCGCACAGGGAAAAAAGGAAAGGAGUUUUGCCCAGUGAAGAGAAAUCGCACCGCAGGAGAAAAAGGAAAAAAUCUGGAGGGUGCAAAGCUCCGAUGUCGACGAUUUCGAUUUACAGGCCUGAAUUCCUGACAUUUCCCCUUCCCCGUGUGGGUCUUCCAAAUCAUCGCAAAUUCCAAAGAAUAAAGGCAUCUUGGACAAUGUCAAUGGAUUCGAAGUCUUCUUCUUAUACAAGGAAGAAGGAAGAGCUCUUGGUGGAGCUUCCAAAGCCGUCGAUUCCUCAAUUGGGAUCGUCGACGCCGUCCGAUCUCCGGUUCGACCGGCUGCAGCCGUCGGAUCAGGAAUUAGUUCAAGAGAAAAGAUUUCAAUUCGGACAGUUCGUGGCGCGAGAGGCCGUGCUCGAUGAAGAGUAUUGGACAGCAGCAUGGCUACGAGCAGAGACUCACUGGGAAAAUCGAACAAACGAACGAUAUGUUGAUAACUUCAAAAGGAAAUUUGCAGAUGAGGAGUUUAAUGUCAUAAAAAGCCGAUGCAGAGGGCAACCUGGGCAGAAAUACACGUGUAUUGUCACGGUUAAGAAGGAAUUGAGGAAUGCGAAACGCACUGUACUGAAAAGUGUAGUUGGAACCCUUGAUUUGAACAUCCGGUAUUUGUUGCAUGGAGAGACUUUUCCUGGGGAACGGGUGAAAGCUCCUCUCUUCUGCAGCCCAAAUAGAUAUGGCUAUGUUGCAAACUUAUGUGUGGCCAAAUCUGCUCGUCGCCAGGGUAUUGCCAGCAACAUGUUGCAUUUUGCCAUUGAAUCGGCCAAAUCAGAUGGCGUGGAACAGGUAUAUGUGCAUGUGCAUAGAAGCAACAUGUCUGCACAGGAACUUUACCAAAAGAUGGGCUUUGAGAUGGUCGAAGAGGCAAGCUCUCAAUUGUUAGAAGAUCAAACUUACUUGCUUUGUGUCAAGACAUAGGAACUCCUUCAACACAAAAUAUUCUUUUUAUUUUUUUCCUUUUGUGUGAUGAAAACAAUCAAAAUAUAUUGUACACAGAUUGUAGCAUACUUCAUGUUUACAGGCAAUCCAGAAUUGCGGCGGUGAUUCCCAAGUUCCUGCAAUGUAAGAAUGACUGAUUACCCAUUAUUGCCUGCAAAAGGCACAUUGCUAGAUAAAAUGUAAUGUGUAUUAUAAAAAGUUGUAAGAUUUCUGCUUCCAAAGGAAUAUGGUUUGCUUUUUAAUGGAUUUCUUUUUUUCUUUUUUCCUCAA
Messenger RNA from Alnus glutinosa, 1520 nucleotides. RefSeq names its product GCN5-related N-acetyltransferase 6, chloroplastic. NCBI's taxonomy places the organism in Eukaryota, Viridiplantae, Streptophyta, Magnoliopsida, Fagales, Betulaceae. Gene Ontology annotation, molecular function: acyltransferase activity, transferring groups other than amino-acyl groups. Bases 366 to 1229 code for a protein of 287 amino acids. The transcript is spliced from 9 exons. The record is from RefSeq and is a predicted model, not a curated record.